AUGUAUAUUGGUGCAAAUAAGCUGUCCGGAUCAGUUCCUCCAGUGCACAACUUUUCAUCUUUGCUAGUUCUUGAUGCAGCUGAAAACCAAUUAUCUGGGAAUCUUCCGCCAGAAAUAGGCUGUACUUGUCCAAAUCUGGAAGCGAUUUUUAUUGCCCUUAAUCAGCUUACUGGAGAAAUUCCAAGGUCAAUAUCCAACAUAUCUAGCCUGGAACUAUUUGACAUCGCCUUAAAUGGUUUCACUGGAUCAGUUCCUGAGAAUAUGGGAAACCUGAGGAAUCUUCUAGUGUUAAACAUUCCAGGCAAUUACCUUGGAAGUGGGAAACCAGGAGACUUGAGCUUUCUCUCAUCUUUAAGCAACUGCAGCCGAUUGCAAUCUUUGGCUAUAAAUUACAAUCACCUUUAUGGGGUGAUUCCAGAUUUUGUAGCCAAUUUUUCAAUCUGGCUUGAAGAGCUUUUUAUGGGAGACAAUCAGAUCAUCGGACGCAUUCCUCAAGGAAUUGGCAAUCUCAUUAACCUGGAUCUUGUGGAAAUGAAAGGAACUUUCAUUUCUGGUGAAAUUCCCAUUUCCAUUGGAAAUCUUCAAAAUCUUGAAGGAUUGUACCUCGGUUUUAAUCAUUUGUCAGGUAAAAUCCCAUCCUCCAUUGGUAAUCUCUCUCGGCUAUCCGAUCUAGACUUAUCCAAUAACAAAUUCGCUGGAGCAAUUCCUUUAUCCCUCAAGCAAUGCACAAAUUUGCAAAAACUAGAUCUUUCCACUAACAACCUUAAUGGUAGUACCCCAUAUCAAUUAUUUGGUGCUUUUGAAAGACUGAUUUAUCUUAAUUUGUCUCACAACUCUUUCACUGGUUCCCUUCCAUCAGAUAUGAGAAACAUGAAGAAUCUUGUCGAGUUUUACGUUCAUAAUAACAAUUUCCAUGGUGAAAUUCCCCUGACACUUGUGGAGAGUUUAGAACUUACAACUCUCUUCAUGCAAAAAAACUCAUUCCAUGGUACCAUCCCUCAAUCUUUUGCCUCCUUGAGAGCUCUUGAGAACAUAGAUCUUUCAAAUAACAAUUUGUCUGGCACCAUACCACCUGAACUUCAAAAACUUCCUUUUCUAGUGAGAUUAAACCUUUCUUUUACUCAACUAGAGGGUGCAGUGCCAAAAAAAGGAGUUUUCAAAAAUGCCACUGGAUUUUCUUUCUUCGGAAAUAAAAAGCUUUGUGGGGGAAUUCCAAAAUUACAGUUUCCCAAGUGCUUCAGUGAGAAACCAAAGGAAAAGGGAAAGGUUUUAUCUACCAAAACCAUUAUUGCUAUUAUCAUCAGCAUUCUUCUUGGCUCUAUUUUGGUUGUUCUUCUUGUUUAUCAUUCCUUGAGACACAAGGCAAGAAGGGGAACAUUUAUGCCAUCAUCUUUGUUCGACAAUGGCUGCUUGCGUUUAUCCUACAAACAGCUUCUUGAAUGCACCCAUGGUUUUGCUUCCUCCAACUUGAUUGGAACUGGAAGUUUUGGCUCUGUAUAUAAAGGAGUUAUUUAUCAACAUGAAAAGCCUGUUGCUGUCAAGGUACUUAACCUUCGAAACCAUGGGGCGGCAAGAAGUUUCAUAGCAGAAUGCAAGGCUUUAAGGAAAAUUCGACAUCGGAAUCUUCUCAAAAUUAUAACUUCUUGCUCAAGCAUUGAUUAUCAAGGCAAUGAAUUCAAGGCUUUAGUUUUUGAAUUCAUGCCUAAUGGGAGUUUAGAAAGCUGGUUACAUGAGCAACAUGAUCAGUCAAGGUAUUUGAAUUUUGGUCAAAGGUUAGACAUUGCUAUUGACAUGGCCAAUGCUAUAGAUUAUCUUCAUCAUGGUUGCGAGACGAUGAUUGUUCAUUGCGAUCUGAAGCCUUCCAAUGUCCUUCUUGACGAUGAUAUGGUUGCACACGUCGCUGAUUUUGGAUUGGCAAAGCUCUUGUCUACCGUCACAAGCAAUAUUGGAAGCGAUCAAACAAGUUCCUCAGUAAUCAAGGGAACAAUUGGCUACGUUGCCCCAGAAUAUGGCAUGAGUGGAUCAUUCUCUCCAGAAUGUGAUAUCUAUGGCUACGGUAUUAUGCUUUUAGAAAUGAUAACCGGAAGGAGACCGACAUGUGAUUUGUUUCAUGAUGGCUUAAGCCUUCAUAAUUUCUGCAAAAUGGCACUACAAGAAGGCUUGAAGGAGAUUUUUAAUGUUCGUUUAGUUGAAGAAAUUGGUGUAAACAGGAAGAGAAUAAGAAAUAAGCCAAACAUGGAAGCUGAGAUAUGGGAAUGCUUUGUUUCUUUCACUAAAAUUGGAGUUUCAUGCUCCACUGAAGUGGCUACUGACAGAUUGAGAAUUAGAGAUGCCAUCAUUGAACUUCAUUGA
Messenger RNA from Gossypium raimondii (Peruvian cotton), 2352 nucleotides. Its product is annotated as putative receptor-like protein kinase At3g47110. Lineage: Eukaryota; Viridiplantae; Streptophyta; Magnoliopsida; Malvales; Malvaceae. The record is from RefSeq and is a predicted model, not a curated record. The transcript has 2 exons. Gene Ontology annotation, biological process: protein phosphorylation. The coding region runs from base 1 to 2352 and encodes 783 amino acids. Gene Ontology annotation, molecular function: protein binding; ATP binding; protein kinase activity.